AAAUUUUAUGCGGGUAUUUCCAAGGUUAUAAACGCCUACAUAAACGUGACGUCUUUUAUACUCUGACACCAUAUUAAUUCAAACUUUUAAAGUGUGGAAACGCUACUACUAAAUUUUAACAUUUAUAAUCAACAUGUCUGCUAUUUCAGUUUGUUUCCUAUUCAUUUUCAGCUUCACUUUUCAAUUAACAUUAAGCCUGCCUGCAACAACAACAACUGCUACUGAUGAUAUAUCCGGCCAAACGACAACUAACAGUAAAGAACAGUUGAAUAAUACUAAUGCAUAUGCUUAUAAAAUACCAGAUGCAAAUAGUAGUGAAGAUGAUGCGAAUUGGACAGUUAUUUCACAUGAUGCACUUCAUGAAGCACUGAAUUCUACAGAUGAUUCAUUAGAUCAUGGGGAUGAGACAACGGAAGGCGGACUUGAUAAGACUACAACACCAACAGUAUUGUCGACUACUGUCAGUGAAACAGCUGAAGAAUCAUCCUCUGCCUCAUCACAAAAGUCUGGAAAACAACAACAGCAACAACAACCGAGUGAUACCGAAGACAAAAAGACAGUAAAUGAAGGUGAAAAACAGACAGCAGCCAAGUCAGCUAAAUCUACUACAGCUUCUGAAGAAACAGCUGUUUAAAUUGGGAUUCAAUUUACCUGUGGGAAAUUGGUUAUUUUAACAAAAAACAAAAACAAACAAAGUUAACGCACAGAUUAUAAAGAUGAGUGAUUGACUGUAAAAUUAGAAACUUUACUCUAUUAAAUUUGGC
Messenger RNA from Trichobilharzia regenti, 764 nucleotides. The record is from the annotation of a GenBank genome assembly. NCBI's taxonomy places the organism in Eukaryota, Metazoa, Platyhelminthes, Trematoda, Strigeidida, Schistosomatidae.